Bombyx mori (domestic silkworm) is the source of this 2348-nucleotide messenger RNA. Its product is annotated as pancreatic triacylglycerol lipase. Gene Ontology annotation, molecular function: lipase activity. The transcript has 2 exons. Lineage: Eukaryota; Metazoa; Arthropoda; Insecta; Lepidoptera; Bombycidae. The coding region runs from base 445 to 1500 and encodes 351 amino acids. Gene Ontology annotation, biological process: lipid catabolic process. The record is from RefSeq and is a predicted model, not a curated record.
AGUGGACGGUGCUAUCCACGGGGUUUAUUCACGGGCUUAUCCACAUUAAGUCAAUUUUUUUGUUGCUUAGAUUGCUGAAAGAUCUCACAGCCUACCUGGUGUUAAGUGGUUACUAGAGCCCAUAGACAUCUGCAAACUGCGCCACCCACCUUGAGAUAUAAGUUCUAAGGUCUCAGUAUAGUUACAACGGCUGUUCCACCCUUCAAACCGAAACGCAUUACUGCUUCACGGCAGAGAUAGGCGGGGUGGUGGUACCUACCCGUGCAGACUCACAAGAGGUCCUGCCACCAGCAUAAAUAAAGAACAAAGAGAUAUCAGAGCUCGCGAAACCGGAUAAUGUCGUUGAUACGUAAAUAUUGUUUUUUUUUCGAUUUCCUGUAAUCAAAUUAAGACAAGUCGCUAAUUCAAUUGAUUACGCGCACACAAGGCUGAUGUUGUCCAUUCAUGCAGCGACCGCGUCACGCCGUGGACGUGUCGAGGUCAUCACUCCGCAAAAUGAACUAUUUAAUUUAUUGUGUUUUGUUACGUGCAGUUUGUGUUAGUGCUAAUUGGGCACCAUUCAAAGCGCUUUUGUAUUCGGAUUGGAUCGAAUGUAACCACAACAAGACCCUAAAUUUAGGCGUAAGCGAGGUUCAAGUUUACUUCUACGACUUCCAGAACAAUUUCAACACCUCAUACCCGAUAGAUGUCGCUGUCGAGGGUAUCACUUCCACCUAUAACUUGGAUGUGACGAGGAAACUCAUCUUCUAUGUACCGGGAUAUAAGAGUCAGAUUGACAAGAACAAUCCAGAACUAGUCAGACAGACGUUCAAGGACGUUCAAAACACGUAUCUAAUAAUAAUAGAUCAUUCCAGUUACACUUCGGACAGAGGUGGAAGAUUCGAGAGCUACGAAAGAUCGGUCAGUUUCGUCUAUUACAUUGGUAAAGCGUUGGGCAAAGUGUUGGCCGAUCUACACAACAAAGGGUAUCCGUCGAAAAAUAUACAUUGUAUUGGACACAGCUUGGGAGCUCAGAUGUUGGGCCACGUUGGUACGACGUAUACCGAAUUGACCAACGAAAAAGUUUGGAGAGCCACCGGUAUAGAUCCGGCCGGUCCUUGCUUCUCGAAUAGUUUGAUUCAGGAGCAAAUACGUUCCGGUGUUGCUGAAUACGUUGAGGUUUACCAUUGUAAUGCCGGGGAACUGGGGACCACAGCCGUUCUGGCCGACAUAGACUUCUUCAUGAACAAGAAAGGAAAGAAACAGCCUCCAUGUCACGAGGGUUUGAUACCGGCGAAAGGUGAUUCGGAUGCCGCGAAAUGCAGUCACAAAGAAUGCGUGAAGUAUUAUAUGUUGAGCGUCCACCAUCCGACUUGGUAUCUGGCUUGGGCGUGUGACAAAUACGACGACUUCAAACAUGGCAAAUGCGCGGCCCAUGAAGUAACAAUAGCCGGGUAUCACAACCCCGGCAACGCUACCGGAGUCUUCUAUGUGUCAACUGAAGGAUAUGGGAUAGAUUAAUUAUAACUUGUGGCCCCACAGUAGUCGAAAUUCGACUAUAAUUAAAUGAAAUUAUAAAUGUAUAUUAAAUUAUAUAAUGGUUCUAUUGUCAAAGACUAUAUUCUUUAAUCACAGAUUUCGCCACUACAGAUAGGCAAAUAAUAUUAAAGACAAAUAAUUCUUAAUCUAUUCUCAAUUUUACGACAGACUUUAAACAAUAGGUAACAAAAGUUUGACAAUAAACAAAGAGUAUAUUUAUCUGUGUUGUGUCAAAUACAUGGUAGUGCGUGUAAUAUUUGUUAAUGAUAAUAAUAUGAUAAUAUUGAUUUAAUGUAUUUCUUAUGCAUAUAUUUAAAAAGAAAAUAACAUUCUACACUCCUUCUCUAUAAGUGUGGGAAAUUUCAUACUCCUCCGUCCGCGCAAUUUUCGUAAAAAGGGGUAUAAAGUUUUUGCUUCACGUAUUAAUUAUACAGAUGUCUUUAAUUUAAUAGUGGCUGUGUAAAGUCGAAUGUUUUGAUAGGAUUGCAUUUUUACGAAGGAGACUGUGUCCAAACUACUACGAAGUGAAAGUUAAUAUAGACAUGAUGAAUUCGAUUCAAAUCGAAUUGGAGAUUCGAUCGAUUGUAAUACUGUUUUUUUUACGUAACUAAAGUUAUGUUAAAUAAUUUGAAUACAUCAAUAGUAGCGAAGUAUAUUUCAUUAGUGGAAUUGGAAUUAAUGAAAUGAUAAAAUAUAUUUAUUUUUUAAUUUUCUAGUUUUUUUUUCUAACCGACAGCCAUGUGCUUAAUGAAUUGUAAAUAAAUUAAAGAUUCCCAAAAUGAUUAUUUUUAGUAAGCAUUUAUAAAUAAAGAUAGUAUUCUUAAAUAAAA